GUAAAAGCUAUAACUUGCCAGGGGAAAGUUGGAAAUGCUAUGUAGGACAAAUUUAUAGCUUAGUAGAGUAUCAUGAGGAGUCCUGUGCUGCAUCGUUCACUUGAAUCUGGUUUUUCCGACAGGACCGAAGUCCAAUUUAAUGGCCUGAAAAACCAAGGUGCCACCUGCUACUUGAACGCAGUAUUGCAAUGUCUUUUCAUGACCCAAGAAUUCAGACAUGAAGUGGAGAGUUAUGAGCCAGACCCAGCAGAAGACUGUGGUGAGGACAAUCUUUUGCUACAACUUCAGAAGCUGUUUAGACAGCUCUCUGAAAAUGUUGCCACGAGUGAAGGAAUAACCCGAUGUCUCGGUAUAAGAAAUGUUUAUGAGCAACAAGAUGCAGUGGAGUAUUAUCGGAAACUGUUAAAGACAGUGGGGACACCUGCCUCAAAGGUCUUUGAAGGGAAAAUGAGCAACAUAACUAAAUGUUGUAUAUGUGGCAAUGAAAACAAGGAAACCAACCCCUUCAUCUCAGUACUUCUGUCCAUCGAUGUUGGAAACAAUGAGAAGUAUAAUGUGGAAAAAGGUUUGGAGAUCUUCUUCAAACAUUCUAAACUAGAGGAGGAUGACUGGAUGUAUUGUGAUGAAUGUGACCAAAAAACAGAAACACACACUUGGAGUGAAAUAGAUGAGUAUCCAACUGUUCUCACUCUGCAUCUGAAGCGCUUUGACUUUGAUUACAUGCAGAUGAGAUACAUGAAAAAUGAAUGUUCACUGGAUGUUCCUCCCAGUCUACACAUUAAGGAUUAUAAAUACAAUCUUUAUGCCGUUAUUAACCAUAGGGGUGGAUACAGUGGUGGACACUACGAUGCUCUCAUCAGACCUUAUCAAAAUCAGAAAUGGUAUUGUUUUGAUGACAGCACUGUAACAGAGAUGUCAAAAUCAUCACUGCAAGACUCAAGACUACCAUACAUGCUAAUGUACAGGAAAGAAGAAACAGGUAAAGAGUUGAGACUUACCAGCAUCAUUCCGCAACAUCUGAGGAUCCUUCUGCUAGGGCCAUCAAGGUCUGGGAAAAGUACAGUAGGCAACCUCAUUCUUGGUGUGAAUUACUUUCUUUGCAAGCAUGGUUCAAAAACUGUGACCAAAGAGUCCACGAAAAAGACAGUUAAAAAUGUCACUGUAGUAGACACUCCAAAUCUCUUUUCCCUCACCCAAUCAAGCUGGGAGAAGGAAUUAAAUAGAUGCAUUGAGUUAUCCCACCCUGGCCCCAAUGUGAUUCUCUGGGUAACAAAAAUUUCCAAGUUUAGUGGUCAUCAGCAAGGUCUUUUUCAUACCAUUAAAAAACGACUAGGUUCAGGGACCACAAAACACAUGAUGGUUGUCUUCACAAAUGGCAAAGAGCUUAAAAGGCUCAGGCAACCCAUUCACACAUUCCUUUCCAAUUGUGAAAAGCUAAAAAAAGUGGUUCGUAUUUGUCAGGAUAGGUACCAUGUCAUUGACACAAGUGAUGUAAAUAGCAAUCAGAUCCCAGAGUUGGUUGACAAACUUGACAAGAUGGUGACAGAAAACAAUGGUAGCCACUGGAAAUUUUGAAGAGGCAUUGCACAAAAAAGCAAAGAAAAAAGUCCCCAAGAGGAAGUAGAGAAAGAAUAAAAUAUUAAAGGGAUAGUUCACCCAAAAAUGAGAAUUCACUCAUCAUUUACUCACCCUCAUGCCAUCCCUGAUUGAAGCUCCAAAAAUCAAAGGCAGCAUAAAAGUGUUUAAAUCCAUGUCUUCAGAAGUGAUAUGAUAGGUGUGGGUGAGAAACAGAUCAAUAUUUAAGUCCUUUUUUACUAUAAAUUUCCACCUUUGACCAGCCCCAACAAGUAGGUGCAGGACAAAAUGCAAAUUGCCAAAAAAACGAAAGUGAUAGUGGAGAUUUAUAGUAAAAAAAGGACUUAAAUAUUGAUCUGUUUCUCACCUAUACCUAUCAUAGCACUUCAGAAGACAUGGAUUUAACCACUGGAUUUGAAUGGAUUUCUUUUAUGCUGACUUAGUGUGGUUUUUGGACUUUAAAAGUUCUGGUCAACACUCUGAGAUAUGCUUUAAAAAAUCUUUGUGUUCAGCAGAUGAAAGAAAGUCAUUAACAUCUGGGAUGGCAUGAGUGAGAGUAAAUUAUGAGAAAAUUCUCAUUUUUGGGUGAACUAUCCCUUUAAGCCUGAUUUGCAUCUGUAGAUAAGAGAACAAAUAUUUAAUGUCUUGCAGACAAAAUUAAAGUGUUCAAGUGUAAUGUGUACAAACACUGACAUACUGUGAGUUAUACAGUAUAAGAAAGAUGAAAUAGUUUGAAUAUUCAGAAUCACUAAAUGUUUUUAAUUUUAUUCUGUUAUUGGGUUUCAGCUGUUAUAUUAAGUGUUUAAUGAUAAUAUUACAAUUGUGCAAUUGCCUUUGUUCCAUGUUGUGUCACUUACAUAUUCUUCAACACUACAAUUAUUCUAAUUAGUCAAUUAUAAUAGUUUAAUCUAAUACAUUUUCUUUAUUUUCCAUUGCAAUUUUUGUACAUUGUUUUAAGUGUAUAU
Xyrauchen texanus (razorback sucker) is the source of this 2540-nucleotide messenger RNA. RefSeq names its product ubiquitin carboxyl-terminal hydrolase 47. Gene Ontology annotation, cellular component: nucleus; cytosol. The transcript has 11 exons. Gene Ontology annotation, biological process: protein deubiquitination. Bases 73 to 1575 code for a protein of 500 amino acids. Lineage: Eukaryota; Metazoa; Chordata; Actinopteri; Cypriniformes; Catostomidae. Gene Ontology annotation, molecular function: cysteine-type endopeptidase activity; cysteine-type deubiquitinase activity; GTP binding. The record is from RefSeq and is a predicted model, not a curated record.